AUGGCUACAGCGUCACUCAUGCGCGCAUCGUUCGCGUCUAUCGUGCUCUCGCUCGUCCUCGCGUGCGUCUCAGCGCGAGCGGAGACGCGAGCAUGGACACGUCUGAACGCUGAACCGUUCGAGCGUCGACCGUGCGCGUUGCAGCGUUACGACGCGAGUGCGUUGGACGUCAAGACGUUCGAUGAUUACUUUCGCGCGUCGGGCGUCCCGGUCGUCGUUCGCGGACUCACGCCUUUGCGAGCGCGCACGCUCGAGCGCGUGCGUCGGGAGAAGCUUCUCGAGGCGCUGGGAGAUGAGUUCGUGACGCUGAGCUCGUCGAACACGCACUCGCGAGGACGACGGCGGAAGACGUUGCGAGCGUACGUGGAGGAGGACGUUCGGAUGAGUCAGAGAGGGAGCACGGACGCGACGGAGACGUGGUACUGGUUCGGUGAGCACGUUGAAGAGGGUGGGGAGAUGUCGAGGGGGUUGAAGGAGAUUUUGGAGACGUAUGAGAAUUUACCGUACGUACCGCGCGACGCGGAUGUGGCGUAUUCUUUCGGCGUCGGCGGAGGGUUCAGUGGCGUGCCGUUCCACACCCACGGACCCGGAUGGAGCGAAUCAUUGAUAGGACGUAAGCAUUGGUUCUUGUCGGCGCCGAGCGCGACGCCGAGGUUCGACCCGAACGUCACGACAUACGAGUGGGCGCUCGACGCCUUAAAGCGAGGCGAGCUGCACGAGGGUGGAGCGAUUUUGGAGUGCACCGUGAACGAGGGUGAGGCGAUUUACUUUCCUCCGAAUUGGUGGCACGCGACUUUGAAUCUAGAUGAAAGUGUGUUUAUAAGCUCGUUCGUGAAUUACAAGAGCGAUGCUCGAUGGGAAGAGCUUUGA
Messenger RNA from Ostreococcus tauri, 870 nucleotides. RefSeq names its product JmjC domain. The transcript has a single exon. The record is from RefSeq and is a predicted model, not a curated record. Bases 1 to 870 code for a protein of 289 amino acids. Gene Ontology annotation, cellular component: cytoplasm. NCBI's taxonomy places the organism in Eukaryota, Viridiplantae, Chlorophyta, Mamiellophyceae, Mamiellales, Bathycoccaceae.